UUCAGUUUUGAAAAUCGUAGAUUUCGCCCGCGCAGCGCCGCCCGGUUGCUCCUCCGGUGCGGAGAGCCUACGAGGCCGGGGUCCGGGAGGAUCUGGGAGGCGGGGGCUUACUUAGGGAGACCGCGGAACUUGGAUCGGAGCAACCCUUUAGAGACUCGGUGCAGUCAAAAAGAGCCACCAUGGGGACCACUGCCCCAGGACCCAUUCACCUGCUGGAGCUAUGUGACCAGAAGCUCAUAGACUUUGUCUGCAACAUGGACAAUAAGGACUUGGUGUGGCUCAAGGAGAUCGAGGAGGAGGCGGAGCGCAUGUUCAUAAGAGAAUUCAGCAAAGAACCAGAGCUGAUGCCCAAAACUCCUUCUCAGAAGAACCGACGGAAGAAGAGACAGGUUUCUUGUGUUCAGGAUGAAAACAGAGACCCAAUCAGGAAGAGAUUAUCCCGCAGAAAGACUCGGAGCAGCCAGCUGAGUUCUCGGCACAUCUGUAGCAAGGAUAAGGUGGAGAAGCUGGCUACAGUGAUGGGGAAGAAUGGCUCUCCUGUGCUACAGCGGGUGACCCGAGCUGCAGCCGCCGCAGCUGCAGCCGCUGCAGCCGCAGCCGCUGCUGCAGCCUCCUCCACAGCAUCGGCUGAAUCUUCACCUAUCCCCGAGCUUCCCAGCAUGCUGACCGAGAAGCCCAUGGUGGUGAUAGGCCUUACUGAGCGCCGGAGUGCUGAACAGUGCCUCACUCAGUGCAUGGCUGCCUCAGCUCUGUCACAGGUUCCAUCCCCAGCUCCCACUCCAGCUGCACCUUCGGCUUCCCAGGGCAUCCCGACAUCGGAUGUUGAAUCAACACCUAAGAAGUUAGAGGCCGGAAGACUGGAGUCUGUCACAGUGAGCUCUUUGAUGGCUACGCCCCAGGACACCAAGAGUCGAGGGGUUGGGACUGGACGGUCUGUGUCCAAGCUCAAGAUUGCGCAGGCUUCCCCAGGUCUGUGGGACUCACACAGCUCUCCAGACUCUCCAUGGAAGGAGCGGGUGCUGGCCCCCAUCCUGCCAGAGAACUUCUCCACCCCCACGGGCUCCCGUGCAGUCCCUCAGUCAGUGCGUCGCAGCCUGAUUGCCCUGUCCUCCCCGGAUGCCCAAGUCUUACUCACCCAAAAGUAUUCCCUGGUGUCCAGACAGGAAGGCACCAGCCGCAGAUCAAGCAAAAAGAUCAAGAAGGCUGCCAAGGAGCCAGCUGCCUCUGCCCGCAUCAUCUGUCACAGUUACCUGGAGAGGCUCCUGAAUGUUGAGGUGCCCCAAAAAGUCAGCCCUGAGCACAAGGAAUCCAGUGACAAGGAUGAGCCUGUGGAGGCAGACAAGCCAGAGGCCUCCAAGAACGAUGGGAGUAACUCGAGGCUCCAUGGUGCCACCAAGGUUGCCCCUAGUGCGUCCACAUUGAAGCCUGCAGCUGGUGACCAGGAAGCACCCUCUUCCUCUGAAGGGCAACAAGAGGCCAAGACUGAUGAAGCAGAUAGACACAGAGAGCCACCCCGGAGUGUCAGGAGGAAACGCAGCUAUAAGCAGGCGAUGAGCGAGCUGGACGAGCAUCAUCUGGGGGAUGAGGAGCUGCAGCCCCCCAGGUGUAAGACUCCUUCCCCACCCUGCCCAGCCAGCAAGGUGGUACGGCCCCUCCGGACCUUUCUGCACACAGUGCAGAGGAACCAGAUGCUCAUGACCCCAACCUCGGGAUCCCGCAGCAGUGUCAUGAAGUCUUUCAUCAAGCGCAAUACUCCCCUGCGUGUGGACCCCAAGUACAGCUUUGUCGAGAAGGAGCGCCAACGCCUGGAGAACCUGCGGCGGAAGGAGGAGGCUGAGCAGCUGCGCAGGCAGAAGGUGGAGGAGGACAAGCGGCGGCGGCUGGAGGAGGUGAAGCUGAAGCGUGAGGAGCGCCUCCGCAAGGUGAUGCAGGCCCGAGAGCGCGUGGAGCAGAUGAAGGAGGAGAAGAAGAAGCAGAUAGAGCAGAAGUUUGCUCAGAUCGAUGAGAAGACCGAGAAGGCCAAGGAGGAGCGGCUGGCAGAGGAGAAGGCCAAGAAAAAGGCGGCGGCCAGGAAGAUGGAGGAAGUGGAGGCGCGUAGGAAGCAGGAGGAGGAAGCGCGCAGGCUCAAGUGGAUCCAGCAGGAAGAGGAGGAGCGACGCCAUCAAGAGCAGCUGCAGAAGAAGAAGGAGGAGGAGCAGGAGCGGUUGCACAAGGCCGAGGCCAGGCGGCUGGCAGAGCAACGGGAGCAAGAGCGGCGGCUGGCAGAGCAACGCGAGCAGGAGCGGCAGCUGGCAGAGGAGCGCAAGAGGGAGCAGGAGCGCAAGAGGGAGCAGGAGCGGCUCCAGGCCGAGAGAUGUACACCCCAUGGUGAUGAGGAUGACCCAGGGUGCCUCCCACCCCAGCUCCCCACCUUGGGGACUCUGGAUUCCAUGAACCCUGGGACCUCCUGGCUGUGCCGAGGAGUGGUCUCUGAGGGUAGGGGAAGGGAGGUGAUGGCCAUAUUGAUUUUUUUUUUUCCCCCCCAGUCUCCAGUUUGUACCUCAUAUCAAAUGACUCCACAAGGGCCCAGGUCCUGCCCCAUAAUCAUUACAGAUGAUUAUGGGAUGGACCUGAAUAGUGAUGACUCUACUGAUGACGAGGCCAACCCCCGGAAGCCUAUUCCCCGCUGGGCCCAAGGUGCCCAGAUCUCACAGGCUGUCGUCUCUCAAUACUGUAACCCACCGAACACUGAUGAGAUUUUUGGACCCAUUCUCCUGCCUGACUUGGAGGACAUCUUCAAGAAGAGCAAGCCCCGCUACCACAAGCGCACCAGCUCGGCUGUCUGGAACUCGCCGCCCCUGCGGGACACCAGGACUCCUGGCAUCCUGGUCCACAAUCUGAAGAAGUACUGAAGCAGGCCCAUGGCCUCUCUGCUGUCUCUGUGCCCAUCUGUCUGUCUCUGUGUUGGCUGACAUCCUCCUACUUGGUCUGUCAGUGCUGAGGGCUUGGUCAGGUGGCUGUGAGCCUCCUUGGUGUGCGGGUGUUUGUGCUGCAGAUGGAAGGUGGCCCCAGGCCUGCAGGGGCCAUGGGCUUGGUGGAUGGCUGGGGAGGAAGCAGGCCCAGCCUCAACCAGCCUGCAGGCAGCACUGUGUAAAUAGAUUAUUACAAUUCAGCAGAAUUUUAGUCUGUAGAGUUUUAGAGGUAGAUUAAUAAAGUGCAUUCUUUCCAGCCUUCUGUGGAUGUUGUGAAGACCAGGCUCUGUGGCAUCAUGCCCCGGAUCCUGGUCCUGCAGGCAUGUGUCUCUGGCCACCAGACAGUCUGGAGAAGCAAGGCACUGCUCCUUCACCUGGGUGUGCUCCGUGGUCACUGGUGGUGGGAUCCCGCCCCAGAGGUACUGACUUGAGGGCUGAAUCCAAUACCCGGGGAGACACUUUAAUGACUUCAUGAUGGGGCAGUGAAGAUGCUUGCUGUUAGUAAAGGAAUUUCAUUCUUUUGGAAAGACUUGGGCCUUGACACAGCCCUGCCACUUAGUCCCUCUGCCUAGCUACUCCUCAGGCUCCACCCUUGCUGCAUGGGUGGUGAAAGGACUUGAAAGAGUUCAAGUGCAUGAGCUCUGAUUAGAAAAAAAGGAGGUCCUUUGAGACCAUCUUGGGACCAGGGCAAUGGGAGAGUGCCCCAACAUUGAAACCAGACAGCUGCUAAUUAAAUGGUUGGUGCCAAUCAAGAGUGGCCCUGGUCCUGGCUACUAGGUGUCCUGCUGCUCUAAGUCCCUAGAGUCGAGGUUGGUAAACUAUGGCCCAUGGGCCAGAUCAAGCCACAGUCAACUUUUAGUUUUAUUGGAACAUGCAGAUUGGAAAUGCUGGUUGGUCUGUCCGUCCCCACCUGCUCUCACUUGAGGGUAGAAUUAAGUUUUGCAGCAGAAGCCUUGUGGCUUAUAAAGCUGACAAUUUUUGUUGUCUGAACCUGUACAGAAAAACUUCCUGACCCCUACUUUAGGACAAAAUAAAGGCUAAAUAGAAGAAUGCUUUAAAAAGAAAAGAAAUGGUGAACACACAUGAUAAACCAAAGUUAGAAGAUUCUGCCCAUGCGAAGAAAAACAUUUUACAGUUCAUUCAAAUAUGGUGGACAUGCAGAUUUGUUCCAUCUGUUCUCCUGACUGGAAACUUAUAUUAAGUAAACUGGAGAGCAUGUCUUUGUCUGAAAUCAUAGCAUCAAAUUUUCACUCUGAUAAGCAUAUUGAUACAGCGUGUCCAAGAAGCACUUAUUCAACAGAAAGGCAAUUUCAGUUGUGUCUUGAUCAGCAUUUGAUGUUGUCCGUAUUUCUUUAUCCACUGUAAUAGGAGUGUAGUGGUGUCUCAUGGUUUUAAUAUUUCCUCAAGGCUGAAAAGGGUGAAUAUUUUUUCAAGUGCCUAUUUGCCUUCUGUAUAUCAUUUUUGGUGAAGAAUCUGUUCAAGUCUCAGUCCUAAAUUGUGUUGUUUAACCAUUGAAUUUAAGAAUCCUUGCAUGGUGUAAAUACAAAUCUGCUGCCAGAUACAUGCUCUGUACUAUUUUCUGCCGUUCUGCAGCUUGCCUUUUCAUUUACUUCCAGUCACAGAGCAAACAUUUUAAAUUCAGCAAGUCUACUUAUCAUUUUAUGGGUUAUACUUUUUUGGUGUCAUGUCCAAAAGAAAUCUUUGUUUAGCGUCAAGUUCCAAAGCUUUUGUAUGUUUCCUUCUGAAUGUUUUCUUAUUCUAAGUGUUAUAUUUAGACAUGAGAUAACUUUUAGUUUGAGAUAACUUUUUAAAGUGUGAGGUUCAUGCUUUUUGUUUUUAUUUGGGGCACGUGGACAGAUGUCUAGUUUUUUCAGUACCAUUUGUUGAAAAGACUGUCCUUCCUCCACUGAAUGUCCUUUGUAUCUCUGUCAAGAAUCAGUUAGCCACAUUCAUAUGGGCCUAUAUAGGACUUUUUUUCUUCAUUCAUCUGUGUCUCUUCUUUUGCCAAAACCACAUGACCAAGAUUGCCAUACUUUGUAAUAAUCUCAAAAUCCGAUAAUUUAAACCCUCCAGAUUUUUUUUCCUUUCCAAUUUGUUUUUACUAUUAAUUUUACCUUUCUACAUAUAUUUUAGAAUUGGUCUAUCUAUACAAAAGUCCUGCUUGGGUUUCCAUUGGAAUUUCAUUAUAGAUGAGUUUGGAGGUAAAUUCACAUACUUACAAUAGUGAGUUUUGUGAUUCGUGCAUGUGAUAUGUCUCCAUGUAUUCACAUUUUAUAGUUUCUGUCAUCAGCACAUUGUAGUUUUGGCAUACAUUAUCUUGUACAUAUUUUGUUAAAUAUUUAUUUUCUGGCCAUUAUUAUAAAUAGUUUUGUUUUUCUAAUUUUUGAAUUAUGCUUGUUCAUUGCUGAUAUAUAGAAAUACAAAUGAUUUUUGUGUGUUGGCCUUGUAUCUUAUGGUGCAACUAAAGUAAUAUUCAGAUGAAAAUGUAUAGGACUAACUGCCUAUGAUAGGAGUAAAAAGGUCUCAGUAAUAAUUUCUAUUUCCACUUUUCCAAAGUAGAAAAACAGUAUCAAAUUGAAGUGUAAGAAGAAAAGUAGCAAAGUAGAGCAGAAUUCAGUGACACUAGAGAGAGAAAACAGAAAAACAGCAGAAAAUUAAAGCUGUUUCUUUGAGAAGCUUAAAAAAUUCAUAAACCUCUGUCUAGACUGGUUAGGAGAAAAAGAUAGGACAGAUUACCCCUGUCAGGAGAGAGAUCACACCACUACAGAUUAUGCAGAUGUUUAUGAUCAUUAGAGACUAUCUGAAACACUUAGGGCAGCACACUUGAUGAUUUAAAUGAAA
Messenger RNA from Ictidomys tridecemlineatus (thirteen-lined ground squirrel), 5792 nucleotides. The record is from RefSeq and is a predicted model, not a curated record. Lineage: Eukaryota; Metazoa; Chordata; Mammalia; Rodentia; Sciuridae.